This is a messenger RNA of Andrographis paniculata, 4230 nucleotides long. RefSeq names its product PH, RCC1 and FYVE domains-containing protein 1-like. The transcript is spliced from 9 exons. The record is from RefSeq and is a predicted model, not a curated record. Lineage: Eukaryota; Viridiplantae; Streptophyta; Magnoliopsida; Lamiales; Acanthaceae. The coding region runs from base 650 to 3955 and encodes 1101 amino acids. Gene Ontology annotation, molecular function: metal ion binding.
AUAGCUCUAUGGCCUUGUUUUUCUGGCUGGCUGUCUCUCUCCUCUCUCUCUCAGGCAAAGUUUCGGAAUUGCUGCCGCUGCUGCUUUUCCCCAUCUUUGACUCCGUACUUUCUCUUCUCGUCUCUUCUCUUCUGCUAAGCCUUCAUCAUCGUCUCAUUCUCCUCUUUUCCUCCAUUAACUUCUUGAAAUUAGCCAACAUUUUUUGGUACAAUUGACCAUUUGGUUUUUAGUUUUUAAUUUUGCUAUCGGUUGCCGGAGCCGGUGGAAGGGCCGGGGGACGACUGGGGGUGGGGUUGUUCAUACGACUGGGACGGGCUUUUGCGACGUCGGAGGACUGAGUCAACUGGGAGAACGGAGCUUUGUUUUGACUUGGGGACUUUGGCGGCAAAAGGUUAGCGUAGAAUUCGGGAACCGAUAGUUUUCCGGCUAGGUUUUUUCAGAUCUGGAAAAGGGGGGAACCGCGGGUGUUUUUGGUGGGAAAUUUGAUUUUUGUUUUGGGGAAUUUUGAACGGGAGGAGACGGAAGCUAGUUGGUGGUGUGAAUGGUUGCUUGCGGCGGCAGAGGAAGCGGUGGCGCGUUGGCAUGAUAAUGAGCGGAGUCGGAUGGUGGCGGCGGUGGUGUUGGUGCGGUGGUGAGAGUUUCACAUGGAAUGGCAGAUCUUGUUAGCUACGGGAAUGCCGACCGUGACAUCGAGCAGGCAUUGAUUGCUCUAAAGAAGGGAGCUCAACUACUGAAAUAUGGUCGUAAGGGGAAGCCAAAAUUUUAUCCAUUUAGACUUUCUAGUGAUGAAACAUCUUUAAGUUGGAUUUCUAGUAGUGGUGAAAGAAUUUUGAAAUUAGCUUCGGUUCAAAGAAUCAUACCUGGACAAAGAACUGCUGUUUUCCAACGUUAUCUGCGCCCUGAAAAAGAGUACUUAUCCUUCUCUCUCAUAUAUAACAACGGGAAAAGAUCCCUUGACCUGAUUUGCAAAGAUAAAGUUGAGGCAGAAAUCUGGAUAGCUGGCCUCAAGGCAUUAAUUUCAUCUGGACAAGCAGGGCGUUCAAAAAUUGAUGGGUGGAGCGAUGGGGGUAUCUAUUUCGAUAACAACAAAGAUUUGACGUCCACUAGUCCAAGUAACAGUUCUGUGAGUGUUACCCGAGAAGUUAGCUCGCCUGACCCUUCUGUCAGUUCAAGCACAAUCACGUCUCCAAAGAGCAAUCGUGGUGAGAACUUGAUAUUCUCAGAAAGGUCACAUGUGUCAUUGGAUCAAACAAUGCAAGUGAAAGGAUCAGGUUCAGAUGCUUUUCGGGUUAGUGUAUCUAGCGCCCCUAGUACUUCCAGCCACGGUUCUGCGCCAGACGAUUGCGAUGCAUUAGGGGAUGUGUAUAUUUGGGGUGAAGUUAUUUGCGACAACAUUGUCAAGGUUGGGCCGGAAAAGAACACAAGUUCCAUCAGCGCAAGAACUGAUGUUCUUCUACCCCGGCCGUUGGAAUGCAAUGUUGUUCUGGACGUGCAUUAUAUAGCAUGUGGGAUCAAACAUGCCGCCCUUGUCACGAGGCAGGGUGAGGUCUUCUGUUGGGGAGAAGAAGCUGGCGGACGGCUGGGCCAUGGAAUCGGGAAAGAUGUCACUCAACCUUGCCUUGUGGAAUCAUUAAGUUUUUGUAGUGUCGAUUUUGUUGCCUGUGGAGAGUUUCACACUUGUGCUGUCACAAUGGCGGGUGAGCUUUACACAUGGGGCGACGGAAUGCACUAUGCUGGGCUCUUGGGUCACGGCACUGACAUCAGUCAUUGGAUACCAAAGAGAAUUUCAGGUCCACUUGAGGGUCUUCAAGUUGCAUCAGUAACCUGUGGCCCUUGGCAUACUGCGUUGAUAACGUCAAUGGGACAGCUCUUUACCUUUGGAGAUGGGACUUUUGGUGUUUUGGGCCAUGGAAACCGAGAAAAUGCUUUUUAUCCGAGGGAGGUUGAAUCGCUGUCGGGGCUGAGGACUGUAGCUGUUGCAUGUGGAGUUUGGCAUACUGCCGCUGUUGUUGAGGUGAUCGUAACCCAAUCCAGUGCUAGUUUUUCAUCCGGAAAAUUGUUCACUUGGGGAGAUGGUGAUAAAAAUCGUCUCGGCCAUGGCGACAAGGAACCUCGCCUAAAGCCCACAUGUGUGCCUGCGCUUAUCGAUCACAAUUUCCACAAGGUUGCCUGUGGACACAGCUUGACUGUCGGACUGACCACAUCUGGUCGUGUUUUCACUAUGGGAAGUACGGUAUAUGGUCAGCUUGGAAAUCCCCGUUCUGAUGGAAAGCUACCUUGCUUGGUGGAAGACAAGCUCCCCGCUGAAUCUGUCGAGGAAAUUUCUUGCGGCUCUUACCAUGUUGCUGUGUUGACAUCGAAGAAUGAAGUGUACACGUGGGGCAAAGGAGCUAAUGGAAGAUUAGGCCACGGAGAUAUAGAGGAUCGGAAAAUGCCCACAGUAGUUGAAGCUUUAAAAGAUCGACAUGUUAAAUCUAUUGCCUGUGGUUCGAAUUACACAGCUGCCAUAUGCCUUCACAAAUGGGUUUCGGGCGCUGAGCAGUCUCAAUGCUCGGCUUGUCGCCAAGCUUUUGGUUUUACAAGAAAGCGGCAUAAUUGUUACAACUGUGGACUAGUACACUGCCAUGCUUGCAGUUCUAGGAAAGCACCUCGGGCAGCAUUGGCGCCGAAUCCCAGCAAACCCUACCGUGUAUGUGACGCGUGUUUUGUGAAACUAAGUAAAGUGGCAGAAGCCGGAGCUAGCAACAGGAGGAAUUCCGGGCCGAGGCUAUCUGGUGAAAACAAGGACAGGUUGGACAAGGUUGAUCUAAGGUUGGCCAAGUCGGCGCAGCUGUCUAACCUUGAUUUAAUCAAACAGCUAGAUAUCAAAGCAGCCAAACAAGGAAAGAAGGCCGAUACAUUUUCUUUUGGCCGCGCGUCGCAAGUUUCCCUGUCGCAGCUGAGAGAUGCUGUUAUGCCUUCUGGCGUCGAGGCGCGCCGAGCUGUUCCGAGGCCAGUUCUUGCACCCUCGAGUGUUAGUUCAAGAUCUGUGUCGCCCUUCUCGAGAAAGCCAAGUCCACCGCGGUCUGCAACACCAGUCCCCACAACAGGAGGUCUUUCGUUCUCCAAAAGUGUUGCUGACAGCAUAAAGAAGACGAACGAACUUCUGAAUCAGGAAGUGCAUCAGUUGCGGUUGCAGGUUGAAAGCCUUAAGAACCGCUGCGAAUUGCAAGAGCUGGAACUCCAACGAUCGGCUAAAAAGGCUCAGGAAGCAGUGGCAGUAGCUGCAGACGAAUCAGCUAAGUGUAAAGCUGCAAAAGAAGUUAUAAAAUCACUCACUGCGCAGCUUAAAGACAUGGCUGAGAGAUUGCCACCGGGGGCCUACGAUGCUGAAAGUCUCAAGCUAGUUUACCUGCCGAAUGGGUUGGAACCGAAUGGCAUUCACACCCUCAGUGAAAAUGAUGAAAGAAUUUCGAAAUCUGAUGCUUACUCAGUCCCAGAUUCUGCGAUUUCAAAAUUGCCUGCCGAAACAGCUGCUAUUGAUGAGAGUAGCUCGAAUGCUCAGGGCAUCAGUCUACCCACCUCUAAUGGAGCAAAUGAUCAUCAGGAUGGAAGAUUCUCUGAUGGCAGAGGAGCUGCUCAGGUCUACAGAGGCAGUUUAUCCGAAAGCCCCGACACAAAAGACUCCGGGCCAUACCAGGACGGAGAAACUGGCGGAUUGAAGCCAAAGAACUCUGUAGUUCCAGCAAACGCCAGCCACAUUGAAGCUGAAUGGAUCGAACAAUAUGAGCCCGGUGUAUAUAUUACGCUUGUAGCCCUUCGAGAUGGAACCAGAGAUCUCAAGCGCGUGCGAUUCAGCCGGAGAAGAUUUGGGGAACACCAAGCGGAAACAUGGUGGUCGGAGAAUCGCGAGAAGGUUUAUGAGAAAUACAAUGUCCGUGGAUCGGACAAGUCAUCGGUGUCCGGUCAGAUCUGAUGUGAAGAAACUAGCUCCAUCUUCCUACAUUGGGAUUAGAAUCAGGAUAUUGUAUUAACACCUCCACCUGAGCCAUAUAAUGAAGAAGGCAAUACUUCAUUUUUUUGUCCCAUUAUGGUACAUCUUCUUGUUCUUCUUCUUCUCUAUCUGUUAGUUAUUCUCAGUUUAGUAUUCUUGAAGAAAAGCUCAAGACUUGUUCAAUCUACUGCCUGUUUUUUUAAUAUUUCUAGCAUUAUGUAUGUAUGUAUGUAUAUAAUAAACUCUCAUUUAUUCCA